AUAGCAAAUACAAAACUCUAUAAAACCUCUCAGUCAUGUAAUGCUUUUCUCUUCACAUACCACAAACACAUCACACUUAUAGCAAAAAUAAUUAAUCUCUCUCCCAUAUCACGAAGGAGAAAAACAAUAUGACAACAUAUGGCACCAAUCAGAAGUCGUCUAACGACUUAGCCCCCAAGCUGGAGUACAUCACCCGUGGCAUCAACCAACACAAAAGAUCCGGCCUCGCCACGCGCCGCCCUUGGAAGCAAAUGCUAGACCUCGGUUCCUUCAACUUCCCCCGCAAACUAGCCACCGUGAUCACUAGAAUCAGAGCCAACACGGUCUAUUUCCAGACCAAUUACACCAUUGUCGUCCUCUUCUCCGUAUUUCUCAGCCUGAUUUGGAAUCCCUUCUCCCUCUUAGUUCUACUCGCCCUACUCGGUGCAUGGCUCUUCCUCUACUUCCUCCGUGAUGAACCGCUCACUGUUUUUGACCGCGAGAUUGACCACCGUAUCGUACUUAUAAUCAUGUCUGUUAUCACUCUUUCCAUCCUUUUUUUAACUGAUGCGAAGCUCAAUAUCGCGGUGGCCAUCGUGGCAGGUGCCUUGGCUGUGUUGUCUCAUGCAGCUGUUAGGAAAACUGAAGAUCUUUUCCAAACCGACGAAGAAACCAGUCUUUUAAAUCCGUAAAAAGUUUAAUAUCAACUGUUAGACUAUUUCAAAUUAUGGCUACGAUUGUUUAUUUUGCGUUUAGAUUUGAUUUUCAAUGUUACGGUAACUAAAUAUUCAUAACCAUGAUUGUUUACUAGCGUUUUCACGUUUUGUUUGUGUUUCACCAUUUUAUAGUGACUAAAGAUAUAUAACAUGGAAACACAUGGGAAGAAGCAUUUAAAAUUUAG
Arabidopsis thaliana (thale cress) is the source of this 880-nucleotide messenger RNA. RefSeq names its product prenylated RAB acceptor 1.F1 (gene PRA1.F1). The coding region runs from base 129 to 671 and encodes 180 amino acids. Gene Ontology annotation, cellular component: endoplasmic reticulum; endosome membrane. The transcript has a single exon. Gene Ontology annotation, biological process: vesicle-mediated transport. Lineage: Eukaryota; Viridiplantae; Streptophyta; Magnoliopsida; Brassicales; Brassicaceae. The record is from RefSeq and is marked reviewed.